GUCCUCUUCAUUUGUCUUUCUUUAUAUAGUUGAUUGAAUUUGUUUGUUCAUAUUGACAAAGAUGGGUCUGGUCACGAGCAUAGCGGCAAAAGGAUUUUCAACAACACAGGUUAUUACUAAAGCGACAGGAAAAUUCAACGAGUUCUUCCUGGGUGAAAAUAAGAGAAAUAUUGAUAAUUUAGACGAGUUCCAUUUGGCAAUUCUCGACAUGUUUGCCACUGUGAAUGGUGCAUUGCCUGGCAAGCACUGGGUUGUGCCUUCGUUUCACGAAAUUAAGGAAUGUUUUGAGGAAAGAGAAAAGGCAGUAGAUGAAGAAAGUAAGAAGACGGUUGUGGUAGAGUUCCUGAAGAAGAAAAUACAACCAAACAAGACAGAUAAUACAUUGCUCUUCAUUGGGCUGGCAACACCCCCUGCAGCAAUGGCAGUCAAGAAAACCGGUGAAGCUGUGCCUCAGCUCAAAAUAAUAAAACGCAUUCCAGACGUUGUGUUUGUUCCUGCUGCUACAUUGCUGACUCUUGUUUCAGUUAAGAUUACCAGAAGUUUAUUGCUCCAACGUGCAGCAUCUGAAGACCAUCUAGUUGCAAAAAAACAUCUAGGAACAUCGGAUUCAGGAUGAAAAUUUACAGUUUGUACACAAGAUUGUAUGUAUAUACAUUCCAUGUAUACUAACUAACUCGCAAUAAGGAACUAAAGCAUAUCUACUGGCAUUCUUGCAAGUAAUAUAUACAAAGGAGCUGUAAAAUUUAUGAAAGAAAAAAAGAAUCUCCCAUAUGCCCACAUGAAAUACAUUCAUAUAACAUGUUGAAGACAAACAAUUAAUUAUUGAAGUUU
Messenger RNA from Solanum tuberosum (potato), 831 nucleotides. RefSeq lists its product as uncharacterized. Bases 62 to 616 code for a protein of 184 amino acids. The record is from RefSeq and is a predicted model, not a curated record. The transcript has 4 exons. NCBI's taxonomy places the organism in Eukaryota, Viridiplantae, Streptophyta, Magnoliopsida, Solanales, Solanaceae.